UAUUUGUAAUACAACAUGAAGUGCUUGAACUUAAUCGUGCUUUCGCUGCUGCUGAUUUUGGCUCAAACGGACGGAUAUAGCCAUCGCCAUCCGGGCUUUGCCCAACGCUUGCAGAUCAAGCCAGGGUGCUUGCAAGUGCCUCAGAUAUACACCGAGGCUCCAACUCCAACGCCCACCAUUAUCUUUUCCUCGUUGGAAGAGGUAGGGAUGGCGGACAUCAGGAGAGUAGAAGCAGAUUAAACAUCUUUCAGAGCAAAUUCCCCCUGAGUCUGGAUUCAUUUGCUGGGACUGCUGGCCCUGUUUCUUUGCACGAUCUUAUCUUCUGGAGAUGCCUCCCCCUUCGACGAGAGACGCCACAGAGG
Messenger RNA from Drosophila sechellia, 362 nucleotides. RefSeq lists its product as uncharacterized. The coding region runs from base 16 to 240 and encodes 74 amino acids. The record is from RefSeq and is a predicted model, not a curated record. NCBI's taxonomy places the organism in Eukaryota, Metazoa, Arthropoda, Insecta, Diptera, Drosophilidae. The transcript is spliced from 2 exons.